This is a messenger RNA of Verruconis gallopava, 720 nucleotides long. RefSeq lists its product as uncharacterized. The transcript has a single exon. The record is from RefSeq and is a predicted model, not a curated record. The coding region runs from base 1 to 720 and encodes 239 amino acids. Lineage: Eukaryota; Fungi; Ascomycota; Dothideomycetes; Venturiales; Sympoventuriaceae.
AUGAGCACCUUCAAUCUGAACCCUGGAGAAAUAUAUCGAGACGAGAAUGGUCAGCUUUACGCGGUGGAGUAUUUACCUGUGCCUGAACUAGCACAAGACCAGGCGCCUCCUCCACCGCCGCCACCACCACCUCCACCAGCAGCAGCAGCUACUGCUCCCACUGCACCGUCACAGCGACAGCCUCCCCCCUGGUCGAUCCCUCCACCGCCACCAGUUCCUCGGGGGAUGUACUACACGAAUGCAGAAAAACAGCGACUGAGAAACGGGGAAGUUGACGCCGUAGCUCUGGCUAAGUCGACAAAGCCCGCCGACAGACGGCUGAUGGCCAAGCUGGCCUUCUGGUGCCCCGAUAAAUUCCAAGCUCUCAAAGACUACUACCAGCCGGCCUGGGCGUCCGCCUUGAUUGAAGAUAACCCCGUCGUCAUGCCGGCCUCGUGGUACCAGCCCGAGAUAGCGGGCAAAACCUUGCGCCGAGUCGAAGGGCCCGUCGCCCGACAGGGCGAGGUCGUGGUCCGGGUGCGAGACCGCCAUGGUUGCGAGGGCACUUGGGUCGUGAGGAUGUUCCAGAGCAUGGUCGUCGUCAUGGUCUCAGCAUGCAGGGAUUUGGGUCACGAUGUUUACACCACAAAAUUCAUGUACGACGGCGCGUUGAUCGGCUGGGGAGCCACGCCUGCAGACCUCGGCAUGGAGGACCGGGAGAUCGUUGAGCUGUAUGAUUAG